AUGUUUCUAAAGGCUAACAUUGUGUACCAGAAAGGAAAACAUCAAGUGGCAGUAAUGUGCGGAUCAGCAGUGGAAGUGGAUGACGAGUGCAGCUCUGGUCAGUACACCAGCAGCGGGGAGUGCUGUAUAGAAUGUCCACCUGGGGAAGGGGUGAUCACGGCAUGUGGAGCCACUCAGACUGUGUGCGGCCAGUGCCUCGACAGUGAGACGUACUCAGCCAAUUACAGUCACACGGAGACCUGUCAGCCGUGUACAGAAUGUGAAGGCCUGAUGCGAAUAAAGACGCCGUGCACAGAUUCCAAUAACGCCGAAUGCGUGUGUGAUUACGGCUUUUACAAAAACCUAGUGUCGGGCCAGUGCGAGCCGUGUACGGUGUGUCUUCGAGGAGAGGGCGUCUUCAUGAGCUGCGAGCAUUACCACGAUACAGUGUGUGAACAAUGCGUGGAUGCCACCUACUCGGACCAGGAGAGCUCUCUGGACCCCUGUCUGCCCUGCACGUUCUGUGACGAAGGGGAGGUUGAGACGAGGGGGUGCUCACCCAGCGCUGAUGCCAUUUGUUUCGAUCCGAAUGCACCGACCAUGGCGACGACCACCUUCCUUCCCGAGUCAUCGUCAGAGGACCCGAGGGAGUCUAGGAGUCCCGGACCAGAUGAGGACAGCGCCACUACCAAGCCCAGCUCCACCCACUUUAUUGGAAACGGCAUUAACGAGAACCUCAUCCCUAUCUACUGCUCCACGCUGGCAGCUGUGUUGGUCGGCCUACUCGCCUACAUCGUCUUUAAGAGGUGGAACAGCUGCAAGCAGAAUAAACAAGCGGCCAACAACAGAGCAGCCACAGCCAACCAGACGUCUCCGUCCCCGGAGGGAGAGAAGCUCCACAGCGACAGUGGAAUCUCUGUGGACAGCCAGAGCCUGCAGGAGCAACAGCAGCAGCAGAUGUGCGAGUCUCACACAUGCCCUCAGACACAGCUGCACGUGCCUGAACAGAUCGAUCAGUAA
Molecule: messenger RNA, 999 nt
Organism: Trichomycterus rosablanca
Lineage: Eukaryota; Metazoa; Chordata; Actinopteri; Siluriformes; Trichomycteridae
Gene: ngfra
Product: nerve growth factor receptor a (TNFR superfamily, member 16)
Exons: 6
Coding region: 1-999 (332 amino acids)
Biological process (GO): Rho protein signal transduction
Cellular component (GO): plasma membrane; cell surface
Molecular function (GO): nerve growth factor binding; coreceptor activity; death receptor activity
Source: RefSeq, a predicted model, not a curated record